Messenger RNA from Echinostoma caproni, 690 nucleotides. Lineage: Eukaryota; Metazoa; Platyhelminthes; Trematoda; Plagiorchiida; Echinostomatidae. The record is from the annotation of a GenBank genome assembly.
AUGCGUUUGGUUUGCCCGCGAGCCAACUUGAACCCAGUUUUGAAUCUGGUCUUCUUACCCAAGUUCGAUGUACUUCUCGCUGGAUGUGAAGAUGGUGUGUUCUCUUGGAACUUGCCGGAGUUCCGUAAAGAAAAACUCAAUGAAGAGAGAAUCGCGGACCUAGAAAUAAAAAUUCCUACCCGAUGUGAACCGUGCUUUGAUGGAUUGGCCAAACUCACAGAACAACUUGUGGUAGUCAAGUGCGUUGAGGAAGGCGAGAUUUACGUGUUCGACUAUGCACAGGUUGUGCAACGCUCAAAACGUUUGUCUUCCGGCAAGAAACUUGUCACAGUCGAGCUUCGUGGCCAGCUUCGUUGGCAAACUACAGACGAAAUUUACAUUAAUGUAACAGCUCGUCCGGGUUUGAACGCUGUGGUUUGCGGAGAUAACGAGGGAACCAUAUGGCUGUACGAUUUACAAAAGCAAAUUGACGAAGAUGCUCGCCGAUUUAAGGCGAAACCAGUGAAGAUACUCGAAUGGCCCGAGUGCAGCAUUGGGGGAAGUAAGGAUGAAGAUGUGCAGCUGAAAGAAAGCAUAACUUCCGGUUUCAAAAAUCCUGUCGUCAACACGACAGAUUUGAGUCACGAUGGCCAGUACCUCGUUGCAGUUACAGACAACAAUUUGGUUUGUAUAUGGAAAUUCUCGGGUUAA